AUGAACCGGGAAAAGUUCGUGGAGUCAUUCUUUGAUCACGGCGUGGAACCGAGAGGUUAUCCAAUGCAAGAAUCAAAAGAGAUGGUUUUUCACGAGCAGAAUAACAAAAGCGUUUCGGCUCGCUGCCAGAGGGUUGUGGGUCAGAGACAGUUGUCGAUUGAGAGAUGCACGUGGACGAAGAUCAUCAUUAAAGUCCAUGAAAUAGCGCAGAAAAUUGCACGGAUUGAUUUUGUAGUGUUGAUUCUGUGUGAUAAUACAGAGCACUUCAGAGGGAAACGACUGUCCUCUAUUUUAAAGGCUCCGCGAAAUCCUCUUGACGAUCUGGGAAAUGGGAAUGAGUUGACGCAGGAUAUCAAUGUGGAAAAACGCAGGAAAAACUCACGCCGCGUCAGCUUUGCGAACACCAUAAACUGCAGAGUCUUCCAGCGAGAGCUUAAGAAUAACACAGCAGAGGGAGAAAAUACAGAGUGUGCAGCAGAUACGAGGGAUGAUGUCCUGCUUAAUCAAAAUGAAGAACCUGAAGCUGUUUCCUGUGAGAUCACUGGAAUGAGCACUUUGCUUCACGCCCCUAUCCAGGCAUUGGUGCAGCAGACCGAAUGGCAUGAUGCAGACAGCGCCAUUCAAAGAACAAACAGGAAUGACACCACCCUCAUCUUUUCAGAGGAAAACGAAAUGGAUAUGACAGCUAGUCACACCGCAGUGAUUACUCGUAACCUGAAAACCAAUCAAGCUGACGAAACUGAGAAAAUAGAUGUCACAUCGUUUCUGGCUGGGUUAAACUCUAACAGUGGAAAGGCAGAAAUGAGCAAAGAAUUUCAUUUCUUCUCUGACCCUACAAACAAUUCGUGCCCAUCUUCCAAACAGAAGGAAGACGCUACUGCUGUGAAAAAAAUAAAUUUCAAUGAAUUUUUGAUGAGCUUGAAGUCAAACACAACGCUGCUUAAUCCUACUGAGGGACCUGAAAAAGAAAAUGGUUUUUUUGGCCCUUUGCAAGUCUCAGAAGACGUGGCACGAUCCUCGGUGGAAUUCAUUUAUUCCCACGAACCACCGGACACCUGCAACGUAACCAAAAUCUUUAGGGGGCAAGAUGAUGGGAUGGAGAUGACAAAAUGCCAGGCAUCUCAUGUGAAAGCCGCGUUUUCUGCUACUGCUGAAGCUGCUCCGCAGCAGUUACCGUGUGGGGAUGUUACCGAGGCGUUCGUAGAUGAUGGCAUGGAUAUGACAACUAGUCACACUGCAAAAGUGUCUUUUCCCUUCUCUAGUGCGGGGAAUCAAAGUCUGAACUUCAAAAAUGAUUUCCCACCCACGGAGUUAGACAAUUCGAUAUUAAAGAGAGCAACUGAUCAGCACAUCCCUCAGCUUUGUACAGACAAGAAAAUAGUAAAUGUUGAAGUCGGACGAGCUCCUGCAGUGCUGCGAGCCGUGAAACAGGAGGCCAGGCCGAUGUCUGCCAUCCGAGGAGCUGUUUCUUCUGAGACUGUCUUUCGAGGUGAUAAAACUGUUGUUUUUUCUAAAGGCGAUGACAUGGAAAUUACUGGGAAUUAUACGGAGGUAUUCUAUGAUGAUGAUAUCAGAGGAAUGAACAGUUCGUGUCACAAAACUUUUGAAAAGCCAGUUAAUACAAACUCUUCACUGGCAGAAACCAGCCGCCCAGCACAGGGUGACAGGGACAUCACAAAGAGUCUAACAUCUUUAGAUAAUCGGGCUUCUGUGUCAUGUAAAAAUAGUGCUCCUGAACUAACUUCAGGCUCAGAUGAACAAAUUAAAAAAGUGACCCAAGACCACGGGGCAGCCUUGAUGAGUGUUGGUUUGGAUUCACGUACAAAUUCGGUGUCUGCUGGUGUUUCUAAGAGCAGGCUCCAGCACAGACUCACAAACUCCCAACUUGGUUCUCUGCCCGGUGAGAAGACGAUAAUAUUCUCAGGAGAAGAUAUGGAUGUGACUAAAACCUGUGAUGUCAAACAUGAUGGAAAGAAUGUUGAAAACGCAUCUGCUGCUGGAGCGUUCGCCUCAGUGAUCUCCAGACCUCAUUUUCUUGACAACAGACGUACAUCUUCCCCUGUAACUGAACAGGAAGAAAUGGAAAUGACGAGGUGCCAUGCUGUUGUCAUUGAUGAUCAAAGCAACGGGAUCACUGCAGAAGCAAAACAAAUGCCGUGUAAAAUAAUUCCGAGAAAGAACCAGAACAAAAAUGUCAGAAAAGGUGCAAAUUCUGUAGAUAUGGACAAGGAAAAUGUUGAAGUGAUCGGUAUGGAUGGGAAUAUUCAAAGAAGCCAGGCUGUAGAAAUGAAUACCAGCGAUCUCAACAUGGUGAUGGUUGAUAAGCUUACAAGAACAAGCUUUCAGGCAAGUGGUGCAAGUUCUUGUGCAAAGAGCGUGUGUUUGUCACAAGAGCGAAAGAGAGAAGUCCCUGAGAAUAUUGUCACCGGCACCUCUGCAUCCGUGGCUUUGCAAAGUCAAAGCCUUGUUUUAUCACAACCUUUGGAAAAAACCCUUCCAAACGCUUCUGGUCCCUGUGCAAAUAACAAAACGAGCGUGGUUUCGGAGGAUCAAAACGUGGUCGUGACCAAAACUCAUCCUGCUGCCUCGGACGUUGCUUCUCUUAGAACAGUACAAGGAUACGAGAAUAAUCGUAACCAAAAUGAUGUCAUACCCAAGCAGCUGCAAAAGCAGACCCUCCAGUGCUCUGGUAGUCCUGGCGUAGAUAUCACGAGUCAGACUGCAGCCAGCCAGUGCGGGGAUUUGAAAAGUAACCGAAAGAAGCAAACUGGGAUUCCUUUGGCUCCAAAUGGUUCCCUUGUUUCCAGUAACGAGCCCGCUGGGACAAAAGGAAAUGGACAAUUUGGUAGGGCACUAGGAACAAAUGCAGAUGGCCAUCACUCAGACAGGCAAGAGAAAUCUCAUGCCGUGCAGGCAGUAAACAAAGUCUUGGCAACGCCAGUCGAGUCUGUGGUUCACUCUGAACCACGGAAAGGACGUUGCCAGUUGCCUUCCUUUUCAGAAAAGUCAGUUGUGUUUCCCUCUGGUGAAAACAUGGACUUGACUGGCAACUGCGUGGUCAUGGCUCCUGAUUACAUCAGUGCUGUUUGGCCAGAAAGAAAAACAUUACCUGGAUAUCCUGUUCAAGAUGAAAAAAUAAUGCCCAAUGAUGUGUACUCCUUGGCGUCCGGCAAAAAAAUGUUACCCGUGAGUGGUUUAAAACCUUUGCUUUUUGCAAGUGAGAAAACAACCAUAUUUUCAGAAGAUGCUGAUAUGGACAUUACCAGAAGUCAUACAGUUUCAGCAGACAAAAUCAUUUUGCAGUGUAAAAAUUCCAGUAGUGACGCAUCCUUCAUUUCUGGAGAUAAAACUUGUGUUUUUACUUGCGAUAAUGACAUGGAAAUAAGUAGGCUCAACACUGUUGCAAUUGAUAAAUCUACAGAAAAGGCUGCGUCUCAAGGGAUGCUUAUGGCUAAAAGGACUGGAGGGAAAAGCCUGAAGGGAACAACAGGGGAACAGACUGUUUUAUUUUCGCUGAGCGAUGAGAACAAUGACAUGGAGAUCACAGAGAGCCACACGGCUGCCAUAGGCCGUGAAAUUGUCUCACCAAGCGAGGGAGGGCUUUGUUCUGCCUCUUCAGCUCAUCCUGCUCAAACUGUGGCAUUCACAAGUGGCCAGGCUGACAUGGACAUCGCCGAGCCUUGCUCUGCUGACAAAAUUGCCGUAAAAGUGGCACGUGAGGAUGAACCAAACUCAGAUGAGGAGGUUGGACAGCGAGUACUUCCAAGUAGCGAAGCUACAGUGCUUGCUGUGGCUGAUAUGGAGAUCACUAAAACCCAGCACGUAGCUUUGGAAGAAAAUUCUCUGCCAGGCGGGCCACCCGCUCAGUCUGUUCCUUCGACUUCCACAAUUAUGUUUACGAGUCACCAGGCUGACAUGGAAAUGACCAAGGCUCACUCCGGUGAUGAAAGCAUCGAAAGAGUCUUUUGCGAGGACAGAUUAAACCCAGCAAGGCAGGCUGGGCAGGGCACUGUUUCCAGAGGUGAAACCGUCAUCUUUCCUUUGGCCGAGGAUAUGGGGAUCACCAGAAUUCGUACAGCUCUGCUAAGCGGUGAUGUCGCUCAGAGCAGAGAGCCCACUCCUGCCGACAGAACCAUUGUGUUUACCCACGAGCAAGACGACAUGGAAAUAACCGCAUCCCAUACUAUUGCCGUCAGUGACAACAUUAAGGAGUUAGAGAAUCGAGAAGUGUCGCGUAAAAGCACUCGGCAGCCAGACUUGCGUAGUGUCUCCUUGUCUUCCUGCAGAGAUGAAGUAGAUCCCUCGCGUACGAAAGACCUGCAUGGUGAGUAUUGCACAAACUCUCAGGGUGAGCCCUGCAUUCCCUCUUCCAAUUCAUCAGCUUUUCCCAGCGAGGAAGGAGCCAGCAAAGUCCCCAGUGGCACGACACCAGGUCCUGUUCGUUCUGUCUCGCUUCCACAAGAGACAAUGGGUGUGCAGACACCACAGGAUCUCGACCUUCCCGCGGCUGAUUCUGUCCCUGUAAGCAGUGAGCAGGAUCUCCUGCUGCCAGAAAACCUCAAAAAAUCAAAGAGAGUCUCUUUCAAGCUUCCAAGUGAUGCUCCCACGGAUUGCAGUGGAGAAAGCGACGAUUUGGUGUCCCCUGUUUCCAUUCCCACCCAGCAACCAGAUCCUUCACCAGGUUCUCCAGAUGCACGUGGUACUCGGGGAAACCAGGCGCUGAAGGAUGAUCCACCUGGACAUAAAGAUUCAGCUACAGGUUUAGGCUUAGCUGGAGCAAGCCUUGUUCCAGUUUCUAACACGGAAUCAAAAGAGAACGAGGGACUGCCAGCUGAAGGGCAAACGCCUCCAAAAGACUUUCAGAUAAACUCUGAGCAGACUAAGAAACUGUCGGUCAGUGACAGUCCAAGAGAUCAAACAGAGCCCACUCUGGCCCCUGAGUUCUCAGGUAUUUUAAACGUUUGUUCAAAGCUGGAAAACAUUAGAAGGAAAUCUGCACUUCUCUCCAGUUCCGAAACUGCUUUUUCUGACCACGUGCCCAAAUCAUCGACUCAGCCAGAGGAUACCCUGAAGUUAGGAAAAAGUACCGUAAAUGAACCAAAUGAUUUAUUUUACACCAGAGAGCAGGAGAACACAUGUCCUGAAUCUGGAGCUGCUCCCAUAGAUGCAAAUUUAGAUUUGGCAUUUAAGGAUAAAUAUCAAGGAAUAAACGUCCCUCUGGGUAUCUUCCAGCCUAAAUUACCGACCAGAAGAAACCCUUCUGUUUCUAGUGUACAAGAUAUAAAUGCAAAAUCUUCAGACAAAGGAGAAGCACCGGUUUCAGAAGCAGGCGUGAACAGCUGUGAAAGCCCAGGCAACACGAAGCCUAGCAGGCAGAACAUCAGCCCUUCUCAGUUUAUAGCAGAAGAAUUUCUUCCUGUCAGCCUGGAAGACAUGGAUUCAAACGAAUCGGUAAGCUUGGAACUCAUGGAAAAUGCUUGCCAUGAGGUAAGCAAAAACCAAAUCUCCCACGAUGGAAAGAGCCAAGGUGAAGAGACGAAAACUUGCAAUGCAAAACGAGCUCUGGAGCAAGAUGAGGAGGAUCUUCAAAGUCCAAAGAAGGUCAAGAGAGAAGAGAACGUGGAUGGUGAGGCCUCCCAAGACUUGCAGGUUACUUUUGGUGCUGUGUCUCAAAACCAAGAAGUUCAUGAUGGUGAAGAUCCUCCAAAUCUCUUGGCUAAAAGCCCUGACUGCACUCACGCCAGCACCAGCAGCUCUCUGGAUUCCGUUAAGGCUGACACCGAAUUAACAAGUAAGAAUUCCUUUAGAAGCAGUCAGAUGGAGUCUCAGCUUCUCACAGAUAGCAUUUGUGAAGAUAACUUACGGGAGAAAUUUCAGAGUGGUGUUAUCACAGUUGGAGAAUUUUUUACUCUUCUUCAAGUCCACAUUCCGAUCCAGAAGCCCCGACACAGCCACAUUCCAGCCAGCGGUGCAGUCAGUGCACCACCUACUGCAGAAGACCUCCUUUACAGCCAGUAUGUUUAUCGCCCCAAGCUGCGUAUUUAUGAAGAAGACUGCCGGGCCCUUUCUCAGAAGAUCGAUGAGUUAAAACCCUGUGCAAAUGUCCAGGAUCAGCUCCUGGUGAACGUGAAUAAGAGUCUCUGGGAAGUAAUGAGAACGUGCUCUGAUGAAGAGCUGAAGAGCUUUGGAGCAGAACUGAACAAGAUGAAAUCCUGUUUCACCAAGGAGAGCAAAAUCUUGGCUCACAACGAGAAAGCGACGCUGUACAGCAAGUUGCUGCAGAGCGCGCAGGAACAACACAGAAAGCUGCAGUCGAGACUAGAAAAGCUGGAUGAAGUGCUCAAGGAGGCCCGGAGCUGCCUCGUUGCUCUGGGAGCAGAUUCUGACUGGGAAGAAUCGGAAGCAGACUCGAGUGAUGAAAUGGCAGAAGCGAAGAACCUGGAGGAAGAAUUGGAAUACCUGAAAAACCUGAAAGCCCAAGAAGAGGCACUUCAAAAAGAGCUGUCGGAUCUGGAGACUGAGGAUGAGCAAAUUCUUGCUCAGAUGAACCGGCUGGAGGAAGAAGAAAAAAGCUGCCAGGAACUCCUGGAGAGAUUCGACUUCACUGAGUGGGAGAUUACUGAAUGGAGUGAACAGCGGGCAGUCUUUAAUUUUCUUUAUGAUUCGAUUGAACUCACCGUUGUGUUUGGCCCCCCAGUAGACGGUGAUGUUUUCGGUGAAGAUCCUUCCAGAAAGAUCAUUAGCCUGAGCUUCGAAUCCUUCCUGGAUGAGGAAAAAGCUCCACCUUCCACACGUUUAGUUCAAAGACUCAUCUUCCAGUUUAUUGGGAGUCAUCAGGGAUGCUGGCAGGAGGAGUGCCCCACCCUGUACUACCUGCCCCAGGUUCUUCAUGAGGUCUCUCUGGUGGUGAGUCGCUGCAAGAUCUUAGGAGAGGAGAUUGAAUUUCUGGAGAGAUGGGGUGGAAAAUUUAAUCUUCUGAAGACGGAUAUCGAUGAGACGAAAGUGAAGCUUUUGUUCUCCGCGGCCACAGCUUUUGCGAAGUUUGAGCUGACCCUGUGUCUGUCUGCCAGCUACCCUGCUGCUCCGCUGCCUUUCACUGUCCAAAGCCAAAUUGGGAAUAUCGGGGAGAAGGAAGUUUCUGCUGUUCUCUCCAGCGUGCCUGUUGGUCACCACUAUCUGCGGAGAAUAGUCAGCUUGAUUCAUCACCAUUUGCUCCAGGAUCCCAGCUGA
Apaloderma vittatum (bar-tailed trogon) is the source of this 7230-nucleotide messenger RNA. It is a transcript of the gene KNL1, whose product is annotated as cancer susceptibility candidate 5. Gene Ontology annotation, cellular component: nucleus. Gene Ontology annotation, biological process: cell division; attachment of spindle microtubules to kinetochore; protein localization to kinetochore. The transcript has 26 exons. The coding region runs from base 1 to 7230 and encodes 2409 amino acids. NCBI's taxonomy places the organism in Eukaryota, Metazoa, Chordata, Aves, Trogoniformes, Trogonidae. The record is from RefSeq and is a predicted model, not a curated record.